Molecule: messenger RNA, 4506 nt
Organism: Cydia fagiglandana
Lineage: Eukaryota; Metazoa; Arthropoda; Insecta; Lepidoptera; Tortricidae
Product: NAD(P) transhydrogenase, mitochondrial-like
Exons: 23
Coding region: 151-3300 (1049 amino acids)
Biological process (GO): proton transmembrane transport; NADPH regeneration
Cellular component (GO): mitochondrial inner membrane
Molecular function (GO): NADP binding
Source: RefSeq, a predicted model, not a curated record
UCACAGUAGAUACGCGAGCGAGGGUGAAGCGGGAAUUUAGCAAUCGGCGGGCAGCCGCUGGCUUGGCUUGGUUUGUUAUUGGUUAUCGGCGCAGCGACGUGGACCAAUAUUCAAAGCUUCAUUUUUUUAUGUUUUCAUUAGGGUGUUAGAAUGUGUGGUUGCACCAGGAUCCUCCGAGCAUGCAAGCCGCUGCCCCAGUCAUGGCACUUGCGGCUCUACAGCUCAUCUGCCACUCCCCCCACCAUCCAGGGAGUGCCAUAUAACAAACUCACUGUUGGCAUACCUAAAGAAAUUUGGAAUGAAGAAAGAAGGGUGGCUGUAGUACCAGCGGUAGUUAGCAAAUUAGUAAAAAAAGGUUUUAGUGUUAAUGUCGAGGAGAAUGCUGGGUUUUCAGCCAACUUCAACAAUAAGUUAUAUGAGGAGGCUGGUGCCAAAAUUACCUCUACAAAGGAUACAUUCCAACAAUCUGAUAUUGUUCUAAAAGUCCGUCCACUUUUAGAUAAUGAACUCCCAAAUGUAAGGGAUGAAAGUACUUUAAUAUCAUUCUUAUACCCUGCACAAAAUCAAGACUUAAUCAAAAAACUUGCUGGCAAGAGGAUUAAUGCGUUUGCGAUGGACUGCGUGCCGCGCAUCAGCCGCGCGCAGGCGUUCGACGCGCUGAGCUCCAUGGCCAACGUGGCCGGGUACCGAGCCGUCAUCGAGGCCGCCGCCAACUUCCCCAGGUUUUUCUCUGGUCAGAUGACGGCGGCGGGACGGGUGCCGCCGUGCCGCGUGCUGGUAGUGGGCGGCGGCGUGGCGGGGCUGGCGGCGGCCGCGCAGGCGCGCUGUAUGGGCGCCGCCGUGCGCGCCUUCGACACGCGCCCCGCCGUGCGCGAGCAGAUCGAGAGCCUCGGCGCGCAGUUUAUAACUAUGGAUGUUAAGGAGGAUGGCUCAGGAGAAGGUGGCUACGCCAAGGAGAUGAGUGAAGAGUUCCUUAACGCCGAGAGAGCUCUGUUAGGAAAGGAAGCGAGGACUUCUGAUGUCGUUAUAACUACUGCUCUCAUACCCGGCAAGCCAGCGCCCCUGCUCAUUUUGGAGGACGCGGUCCGCGACAUGACAGCGGGCAGCGUGAUCGUGGACCUGGCGGCGGAGAUGGGCGGCAACGUGCAGACCACCAAGAAGGGCGUCGUCACCACCGUGCACGGAGUCACGCACAUAGGGCUCACAGACAUGCCGAGCAGGAUGCCGGCGCAUGCGUCCACGCUCUACGCUAACAAUAUCUCUGGACUGCUUCUUAGUAUGGGCACAAACGACCACUUCCACAUCGACCUGGAGGACGAGGUGACGCGCGGCGCCAUCGUGCUGAAGGCGGGCGAGCUGCUGUGGCCGGCGCCGCCGCCGCCGAGCAUGGCCGCCGUCACGGCCGCGCCCGCCGCCGCCGCCGCGCCUGCCAAGCCCGAACCGCCCAAUCCUUUCAAUGACACUCUCAAGGACUCUUUCUUGUAUUCCACAGGGCUGGCGUCGCUAAUUGGCUUGGGCAUGGCAUCGCCCAACCCUGCAUUCACAACCAUGACAACGACACUCGCUCUAUCAGGCGUGGUGGGGUACCACACGGUGUGGGGCGUGGUGCCCGCGCUGCACUCGCCGCUCAUGUCCGUCACCAACGCCGUGUCGGGCAUCACAGCCGUCGGCGGGCUGCUGCUGAUGGGCGGCGGCUACGUCCCCGAGACUCCGGUGCAGUGGUUAGCGAGCACGGCCGCUCUCAUCUCGUUUGUAAACGUGUUUGGUGGAUUCUUGGUCACCCAGCGCAUGCUUGACAUGUUUAAAAGACCCGGUGACCCCCCAGAAUAUGGAUACCUAUACUCCAUCCCAGCAGCGGCCUUACUUGGAGGCUACCUAGUUACAGCUAUGCAGGGCUACCCCGAAGUUCACCAAAUGGCGUACUUGGCGUCCUCGCUGUGCUGCGUGGGCGCGCUGGCUGGGCUCAGCUCGCAGACCACGGCGCGCAAGGGCAACUAUCUCGGAAUGAUUGGCGUCGCGGGGGGCAUUGCGGCGACGUUAGGCGCUCUGACGCCUAGUGCCGAGGUGCUGGCGCAAAUGUUGGGAGUCGCCGGCGUCGGUGGCUUGCUAGGAAGCACAAUCGCCAAGAAAAUCGACAUUACGGACCUACCCCAACUCGUUGCCGGUUUCCACAGCUUGGUGGGCAUGGCCGCCGUGCUGACGUGCCUGGCGACAUACAUGCACGACUUCCCGGCCAUGGCGCUCGACCCCACCGCCGCCACGCUCAAGACCUCGCUGUUCCUAGGAACCUACAUCGGUGGAAUUACUUUCACCGGUUCGCUAGUAGCGUACGGCAAGCUGCAGGGGUCGCUGUCGUCGGCGCCGCUGCUGCUGCCGGGCCGGCACGCCAUCAACGCGGGGCUGCUGGCGGGCUCGCUGGGCUGCGGCGGCGCGCUGCUCGCGCUGCCCGACGUGCCCGGCCUGCCGCUGCUGUCCGCCGCCGCCGUGCUCAGCGGCAUACAGGGGCUCACGCUCACGGCUGCUAUCGGAGGAGCCGACAUGCCGGUGGUGAUCACAGUCUUGAACAGCUACUCGGGCUGGGCGCUGUGCGCGGAGGGCUUCAUGCUCAACAACUCGCUCAUGACCAUCGUGGGCGCCCUCAUCGGCAGCUCCGGCGCCAUCCUCUCCUACAUCAUGUGCAAGGCGAUGAACCGGUCGCUGCCCAACGUGAUCCUGGGCGGGUACGGCGUGACGAGCAGCGGGUCGGCGCGGCCGGCGGGCGCCACGCACACCGAGCUCAACGUCGACUCCGUCGCCGACCUCAUCACCCGCGCCUCCAACAUCAUCAUCACACCCGGUUACGGUCUGUGCGUCGCUAAAGCACAGUACCCAAUCGCUGAGUUGGUGGACAUGCUAAAGAAACAAGGCAAGAGAGUGCGUUUCGCGAUCCACCCCGUUGCAGGUCGCAUGCCGGGACAACUGAACGUGCUGCUGGCGGAGGCUGGCGUGCCCUACGACGACGUGCUGGAGAUGGAUGAGAUCAACGACGACUUCCCCGACACUGACCUAGUGCUGGUUAUUGGUGCCAACGAUACUGUGAACAGUGCUGCCGAGACCGACCCCAACUCUCCCAUCGCCGGAAUGCCUGUACUGAAAGUGUGGAAAUCCCAACAGGUGGUAGUUAUGAAACGAUCCAUGGGAGUUGGAUAUGCCGCAGUGGACAACCCGAUCUUCUACAAUCCUAACACGGCCAUGUUGCUGGGCGACGCAAAGAAGACCUGCGACGCCCUUCUGGAGAGGGUCAAGCAUCUCACCGCUUGAGCUCCAUUACAUCGAUCGAAAGUGGACUAUUACUAUAACUACACCGUAGUAAUUGGGGAUGAGAUCUUUACUACUUAAACGAAUAAGGCUGCGACUACUAUGUGGGACUGAUUUUAUAUUAAUGAAAUGUAUGUACUUGUUGUUAUUUAAUUAAUGGGUUCGACAAACACUUCUAACUAUGAAAUAUUGUUUACAUACUUAUACCAAGCGAUUUAACAUCAGUCUAACAAUAAUACAAUAAAUCAAUAAUUAAACAUGUAUAAUGUUGUAACUUUAAUCUAUUUAUCUAGUCUAUUCUAAAAAUAAUUGGUUGCCAUAAAAAUUAUAUUCUUAGUCUUUCAUUUAAUUAUUGAUAUUUACAGAUUUGUUAAUUUCUUUACAAAUGACAGAAAUCCAGUCAAUCUUUUUUUUAUUUUUCUGUAUUAUAAACGAAUUCAUUUUGUUGAUAUUUUUUAUAAACAUGAAUGUAUGAAUUUAUUAGCAUAACUCUGUGGAUGGUUUAUAAUCAUUGUUAAUGUUACCAGUGUAUCCUCCCUUCACAUUCCAUUAUAUACUAUUGCUAUUUUACUUGGAAAUUAUGGGCGUAUUAUGGAAUUUGUUUACUUCGUCGUCGUUUAUCGCAUCUGUUGUCGUCGUCAGAUAGAGACGCACGCUUUGCAAUAAACUGGGCCCGUACAUCCGCAUAAAUAAAGCGUGCAUUUAAAAUAUGGAUAGUUAUACUAUAAAUAGUUUUUUAAGUGAUUUUUUCAACUUUUAUUAUAUUUUUACCUUCUACCCUAAGUGCCAUUAUUAUUGAGAUUCAUUGCGGUAUUUGCGCAAAUAUGACUUCGUCACUAACGUUUGUGAUAUUAAUGAAAGUGAAUAAUGAAGCUUUUGGCGUGGUACCGACAUACUUUAUAUCGGAAAUAUCUGGUUGUAUCUGGCAACCAUUAAUUGGUGAGAUGGCGUAUUUGAACUUUAUAACUUUUGAAGUGAUUUGAAGUAAGUUAAAAUAACAAUUGCCCUAUACUAUAAACUGAAAUAUCACACUCUACUAGAUAGCUUGAUGUUUAACAACAGGCAACAAUUCAACUCAUCAUCAAUGUAAUAGUUAACUUGCUAGAUGCUAGUACUUAAGAACUUGCUGUUAGUUCUAAACUAUGUCUGUACCUAAUUAUGUUCUUAUUGCAACUUUUUUUAAAGCAAUUAAUAAACAAUUUAAAAAUA